AUGACAGAUUUUCCGAAUGUCUCUGCCUAUUGUCAACAUCUCAAAUCUCUGGCGGAUCAACUCAAGAAUGUCGGCUCCCCGGUCGCUAACAAUCGACUAGUUCUUCAACUGGGGGCUGACCAUAUUAAGAAAGCGGCCCAAAGCUCCUUCGCUGCAUUAGUUGUUUGCUCGUCCGAGGGUCCUCUUGAUGUUUCUGAUAAUUCCUCUUCCAACUGCAAUUCUAAUGGUGGAAAGAAGAACCACAACCGAAACAAUAAUAGGGGAAAAUAUCGCGGCAACAAUGAUGGUCGUAGAGGCGGCAAAUGA
This is a messenger RNA of Solanum dulcamara, 306 nucleotides long. RefSeq lists its product as uncharacterized. The record is from RefSeq and is a predicted model, not a curated record. Bases 1 to 306 code for a protein of 101 amino acids. The transcript has 2 exons. Lineage: Eukaryota; Viridiplantae; Streptophyta; Magnoliopsida; Solanales; Solanaceae.